Vespa velutina is the source of this 12270-nucleotide messenger RNA. RefSeq lists its product as uncharacterized. Gene Ontology annotation, biological process: microtubule-based movement. The coding region runs from base 1371 to 8144 and encodes 2257 amino acids. Gene Ontology annotation, molecular function: ATP binding; microtubule motor activity; microtubule binding. The record is from RefSeq and is a predicted model, not a curated record. Lineage: Eukaryota; Metazoa; Arthropoda; Insecta; Hymenoptera; Vespidae. The transcript has 16 exons.
AGGAGAACCGCGCGCGGGCAGUGCACGCGCAGCCGCCGGGACGCGCGCAUCCCGUGCUGCUUUUGCGCUCUUACGAACGUUCCGGAGUAGGAGCCCGCGAAAUCACGAUCCUCACUGCACUGUGCAAUGUGCCAUCGUCAAGGUGUUUUCUCUUGAUAUACUGACUAAUAUAUAUAUAUAUAGAUAUAUAUAUAUAUAUAAAUAUAUUAUAUAUAUAUAAAUACAUAGUACAUGAGUUGUAUUAUAAUAAUUUAAUCGUUAGUCUGGAUAUUUUAUUUUUUUUUUUAUGGACCUAUCAAAGGUGAAGAACUACUGCCUUUAAUUUGAUCAUCGUCCGAAGAUCGAAAUUUUUCGAAAAUAUUUCGAAAAUUAGUUACUAUAUCGAGAAAUUAAAUACUUACUACAGGAUAAUAGAUAGUCUAGAUUAAAUUAGAUUAAUUGCAAGCAGUGUCAACUAUGGAGUUUCAAUGUCGUAGGGGAUCGGUCGUCUAUCCUGAAAAAGAAGAAGAUGAAGAAUUAUUGAGAAUGUAAGGUAAAGACAAGGUUGUUAGGUUGUGUCCGUAUUAUUCGCGCGCUUCUUCUUCGCCACGUGGCGACAUACAUAUAUCAGGCACGUUGCACAGACCGACCGACCGUCCGUAUUAUUUUGGUACCGGGUAUGCGUAAAAUAUCGUGAAGUGUGAGUAAUAUAGUACGUAGUGUCACGGCGUGCUGCGUGCGCGAAUGUUCGCACGUGUUACUCGUGUUAUCCGUGUUAUUCGGCUCGUAGAGUGUUUUCUUCCUAGACUAUCUAUUUGCUUCUCUCUCUCUCUCUCUCUUUCUCGUUCCCUUUUCUCUCUCUUUCUCUCUCUCUCUCUCUUUUCCUCUCUCUGUAUCUAUCCAUCUUUCUCUUUUGGUUUUCGCCUUUUUUUUCAUCUUUGUCUUUUGGCUUCGGCAACUUCGUCGGUCGGAAGCUCCAACAGAAUUUCGUGGAAUUCACGAUCGCGAAUUCGAGAAUGCUCUGGCAAAACCGGUUAUCGUGAGACUCGCGAGGAAGAGGACCUCCAGCAACGACUUCGGAUGGAAGGUAUAGACCGAUUGCGAAGGGCAAGAUAUGUCGACAGCGAGAUACGACGAGGUAGAAGAUCGACUGAUCGACCGAUCGGUGAUCACCCAUGAUCAACAGUGAACUUACGGUUGCGUACUGUUUAUGCUUCUAUGAAGGCGGACGAUCAAUGUAUGCAGCUUUGGCUUCGUCCUACUCGAUCUAGGAUAUAACAAGGACGACGACGAAGAAGACGACGAAAACGACGAUGAGCCUUUGUGGAGUUUCCUCAAAUUUUCCCUACUUCGCUAUGUCCAUCACUGCGAACUAUUGAGAAAGAAGAAACAUGUCGGAAGUAAAGACAGAAAGGCCUAGGACCGCCGGUCGGAUAGCACCGACUGGUCGAGUCACUCCAAGCGUUCAUCAAUCGGCUGGAAAUGGAAGAAGGAAGGCUAUACCUGUACCACCUCCUAGGGUCCCGACUCCAAUGCCUUCGGCCAAUAACAAUCAGCAAAGAAACAAUGCGAACGUCGACGUAGGCCCGCCUGUUUUAGUACAAGCAGCACAAGCACAAAAAAAGGAGUCCCAUGAAAACAUCGCACGAAUAGCAAAGCGGUAUCUCGACGAUAACAUGCAGCAGGCGUGGAUCAAUCCUCGGUUAAUAUCAAUGAUAAACGUGGAGGCAGUAACUUCAACGAAUUACGACUCCUCGAACCUCAGUAGAGACUUCAAUCAGGUCGGCUUCAACACUUACAAUUAUUCUCAGUUCGAGGAGAAGUAUAAGCCACGGCAGAUCUUCAAAUACGGAGACGAGUAUCUCGAGUACGGGCGCAAUUCCGUUCGGCUCGAUUCAAACGCUGAGAGAUCAACGGCAAGAUUAACUAGUAGAUAUCAGCAGGACGGGUUGACUAAGUUCGAGCAAAGAUAUUCAAGGAGUCAUUCGCAGCCUGAGAGACAGCAGUACGCUUAUCAUGAAACGCGAUCCAAAUCACAGGAUUCGCGAGAGUUGACAUUCUAUCAUAUCGACCCACCACCGAAAUUAGAGAAUCUUCAACAACAGCAACUUCAGCAACAGCAACAACAACAACAACAGCAACAGCAACAACAAUCACAGCAACAAUCACAACAACAACAACAGCAGCAGCAGCAACAACAACAACAACAACAACAACAACAACAACCGCAACAACAACAACAGCCAAAUAAAUCUUAUCGAUCUAGCACUGACAAAUCAGGUGGUUCAAAUAAAAAAGAAUUAACUUUUUACAAGAUCGACGGACCUAGCACAAACUUGGCUUCAACGCAGGACAAGUGUAAAGAUAAAUCUGAUAAAAAAGAUAGAAAUCAGGAGAAAUCACAGAAUUCAAAACACGUUAAACAAAAUCAUCAUCAUCAUCAUCAUCAAGAACAGAAGAACAAUCCGGCAAUACCACCAAAUUAUCAAUUGAACAGAUCUCAAUCUGAUUUGACCGAAUGCCAAUUACCGGAUUACUAUAGGCAUCAGAAUAAUCCUUACAUUGAUCCACCCAAGUAUCGUCAAUACGACAGACCUCCGAAGUAUCAAGAAACACCACCAAAGUCAGAACCACCACCAAAAUAUCAUGCUGAACCACCGAAAUAUUCGGAAAUUGUUAGACGUCAGGAUGAUUCGAGAAGAACGCAGCAAGAGGAGAGGACGACAAGACGUCAGGGUGCCGGAUUAGGAGGAGCAGGAGGAGGAAUAGGAGGAACAACAGUAGGAGGAGUAGCAGGGGGAGGGAGUGGUGGUAUAGGUGUAAGUGUAGGUGUAUGUUUAGGGGUAGGAAGUGGAGGAGGAGGAGGAGGAGGAGGAUGUAGUGCAGGGAGCACAAGUUGCGGCGACUUGUGCUGUAGUAGCGGCUGCGGUGUCGUAGGAGGGGGAGGCGGAGGGAGGGGAGGCUCCACUCAUGGCGCCGAGACGCCCUCUAAUCUAGCCAGUAUCACGCCGACCGCGCGAGAAGCAAUACGUUCGCCGUCGGCUCGUAGCCAACGUUUCCAGCAUAAGACAUGCGACGUGUUGUUGUUACGUUGUCCGAAUAAUAACAACAAUAACAACAACAACAACAACAAUAACAACAACAGUAGCAGUAGCAACAAUAGCAGCAGCAGUUGCAACAAGGAAGAUAUUUAUUGUGACAGUAGCGACGAUUCGGAACUUUUAUUGACGCCAAAGUGUCACGUUGAGCAAUCAAAGACUAAUCAUCAUUAUCAUAACCAUUAUAGUCAUUAUAAUCAUCAUCAUCAUCAUCAUCAUCAUAAUCAUAAUCAUCAUAGUUAUCAUCAACCAGCACAACAGCAACAACAACAGCAACAACAACAACAACAACAACAGAUUAGAUCGGGUUGCAGUGGCAGUGUUAUUUUGAACAGUGGUGUUCCAUGUGCCGGUGGUUGUUGUAGUAAUAAUAGUAGUAGUAGUAGUAGUAUUAAUAGUAGUAACAUCGGUGUUUGCGUUGGUGUGACAGGUAAUAAUGGUUUCAGUAGUGCACCUUCCCCAUGUUGCGAACUAACCAGUACGAGCGAUAAAUAUAAGAGUGCCGUGGAGUCCUUGCUGAAGGCCAACGAAGCGGCGCAAGGCCGUCCCGUUGAUAGAUCCAUGCUGAAGAUCGAGAAGCCACAGUCUUCGUCCAAGGUGGUUGCUCUGCACGGUGUCGAAGGGACUGGGAAGUCGAUGGACAGGAUGAAAUCCUCGCAAGACAUCGUAGGUUACGUUGGUAAGCACGAACCAGUAAAAUCCAAGGGGAAUCACGAUUCUACUCAUGGAUUCAAGGUCGAGAAUCUCAAGUAUUACGGCGAGUUGAAGGGCUAUGAUUUUAAAUCUUACGGUACGAUCGACAAGGCAAUCGUUACCGCUCACGAGAAGUCACAUUUGCAUGGUGCACCACAGGAGAAGCUUUCUCAUGAGAAAUGUCACGCGAAAUUGUCGUCAGGUUCGACGUCCUCGGCAUCAUCACCGGCGAUCCAGGCAUACCUGAAGGUACCGAACGUCGUCGAUCGUCAAGCUGAGAAGAGUCCCUACGGAGAGCACUAUUAUCAUAGAUCGUCACACUCCAAGCCGCAGAACGCGUAUCAGGUUUAUCAGGAGACGAAGUAUUCUUACAACGUUAGUGGGGUGCCAGGAACACCGGCACAGGCCAGCGCAGCCGCAGCGUUCUUCGCAAGAGCCGCACAGAAGUUAAACCUGUCGUCGAGUCCCCAUCGUCGACGGCGUUCCGGUGACGAGAACAUCGGACCAGAAGAGCAACCCAUCUUUCCUAAUGGAUACGCCGCAUUGCUUCUCAAAUCACCGCCUCCGGCACCACCGGCCCUUCUCAGGCGGAUAGGAGUUAAGGAGCUCACCGGAGUUGGCAAGGUGAAAGUCAUGCUAAGGGUAUCUCCAGGAGACGGUGGUAGUUUCUUUAACGCCGAUAAACGUAAGAAGCAAGUGACUUUGGUGGAUCCAGCAUCUGGUCAAUCUUCCUCAGCUGAAGAUCGUAGACCAACUGUAGCAGCACCGAAGAUGUUCGCGUUCGAUGCUAUAUUCACCGAAGAAGAUUCUCAGACGGAAAUCUGUUCGAGCGCCCUCACCGACGUUAUUCACGCUGUCAUCAAUGGAACGGAUGGUUGCCUCUUUUGUUAUGGACAUGCAGGUUUGGGCAAGUCUCACACAAUGUUGGGCACCCCUGAGGCAGGCCACACUUUGGGUGCAAUCCCAUGCGCGAUAGCGUGGCUCUUCCGUGGAAUUUCCGAGCAACGUCAGAGAACCGGCGCCAGAUUUAGCGUGAGGGUCAGCUGCGUUGAAUUGACCACCGGCCAGCAACAGUUGAGAGAUCUUCUUGCCGCUCAUGCGAAUGAUUCAGAACAAUCACCGGCCGUUUAUUUGAGAGACGAUCCAUUGUUCGGUACAUUGCAGUUGCAACAACACAGUGAGCUCCGAGCUCCAACUGCGGAACGUGCAGCUUUUUAUCUCGACGCAGCAGUUGCCGGUCGUCAACGAGAAGAUGGAGAUGCUCACAUGCUCUAUACUUUACACGUGUAUCAGUAUAGCGUCGCUGGCAAGGGUGGUGUCGCCGGUGGUAGAAGCAGACUACAUCUCAUGGACCUUGGUAAUUCCGACCGUGGCAAAUCGUCCGGUGGAAUACCACUUUCGGGUCUGGGAAAUAUUCUCUUAGCCAUUUUCAACGGACAAAAGCACUUGCCGUACAAGGAGCAUAAGCUAACCCAAUUACUGAAGGAAUGUCUUGGCUCGUUAACGUGUCAUGCGGCAAUGAUCGCCCACGUAUCUCCAAAUGCACAACAUUAUACCGAGACUCUAACGACCGUGCAGUUGGCAUCGAGGAUUCAUCGAAUGAGACGUAGGAAAAUUAAGUUUGUCGGUGGUGGUACGCAGGGUACCGGAAGUGGUGGUAGCUCAGGCGAGGAAGCAGCCAGACAGAACAGCGAAUGUGAUCCAAGUUCGAGUGAUCUUUCAGCAGAUACUGUAAUCUACGUUGGUCCAUCUGCCGAUGAUGCAACCGAUGGAGAACAUCCACCGGUUUACAUUCCAAGUUUGAAUUCCGGUGACAAUCGUUGUGCUAUGGGUAGAGUUCUUCGUGGUUCAGCAGCUGAGAGACCUAGUAAGAUACCCGAAGAAAGAAGUCCGGCCCAUAAGGCUACGAAAAUAGCGAAAACUUUAACACAAACAGCUUCGAAACAAACUUCACCUGCUCACAGUGCUACGCCAAAAGCUAGUCCAGCGAGAAAGAUAUCUUCGAGCAAGGUUUCGAGUUCAAAGGUAACUGACUCGCCGAGUAGUAAGAUUCCGGUAGCCGCUUCGAGUGGUGCUUCGGAUGAACAAUGGAUAGAUGGUCCAAGAAUUUCAAAAUCAAAGGUUGCCGAGGCUAGACAUAUGUUGAAAGAUUCUCAUCAUAAACGAGAAACUUGGAUAGACGGACCGAUGCAAUUGACUGGUCCCCCUCUGUUACCACUUCAUACUCAACAACAACAUUCGUCCGGCUAUGGAUUUAUGGAUAGCCAUAAGAAAAGUAUGAUAAGGAAAUGGGUGGAAAAUCAGUCGUCCCAAAUUCAAAGAUCUAAACACGCUCAGUCACGUAUGGAACCAUUAAAAGGCACUGGACAAUCUUCUCAAUUUAAAGAAAUGACGACGUUCAAAAGUUGUUCCGCUACUGUUGACGACGAUGAUACCUCUUUAUCAACCGCUGAGAGUGAUAGUUUGAAAGCUAACGAAAUCGAAGACAUCACUGAGAAACUCGGGGCUAAACUAAAUCUUCUCAACGUUAAGUCAAAUACCGAUUCGGGAUUAGACCUCACAGCUAGCCCAGUUAUGGACGAUAGCAUUGAUAGAGGAAAGUUAGAUCUUCCGGAGGAUGAGGAUGACGAUGAAGAAAUAGUUGUUCCACCCCCCUUACCUCUGAUCGAACCUCUUAGCAAUGGAGUUAGCAGAGAAGUCUCCAUGGAAAGUUUGAAUCUUUCUCACAAGGACAUUGUACUGCCAUCUAGACACUCACUCUCAUCAGAAGACGAAAUCUUAGAAAUUGUUGAGGUUGAAGAUUUAGAACCCGUACCAAUGCAGGACUCCUGUCUUCAAGUCACGGAAGAGGACAUUGCCAUGUGUAUGGGCGAAAAUCCUUUACCAGAAAGCGAUCAAGAAGAACAUCCUCUGAGAAUCCUAAGCCAAGAGAAUCUCACGGUUGUCUCUACGUUUACUGACUCAAUGUCGGUGAUGUCAGAUACGGAACGCUACAGAUCUCAUUACCCACCGCCUGUUGGUGCUGGUGUAAUGCCGAGGCCGUAUUUCGACCACGAGGAUUUCUUGGAACAAGAGACCAGGCACAAGUUCGAUCAAUUGGCACGACUUCACGAGCUCUACCAGAGCAAGCUAGCUCUUGCUAAUGUCUCGAAUUCAGCGACGUAUCAAAGGGAGAAUUCGUCUACUGUGAAUUCCCGAGAAGCUCCAUCCGCCACCGUCUUCCGUCCGCCAUCACGCUGUCAGUCAUUGUCCCUUACGGACGUCUUAUUCAACGACAAUGCGAGCAAUCAUGGUAGUAUCUACAGCGAGCCUGCAUAUAUAGCUGGAAAGUCCGAUCAAGAGAAGAUAUGUGACAAUUGUCGUCAAAGUAUGUCAAGACCAGCGACAGCAUUUUAUUGGUAUCCAAGUAGCGUCGCUCAUCUUGCCAGUCCAAGAAGAUACUGCGGUAAAUUAGGCGAGUGCAAUAUAUCUAGUCUGAGGCAUCCAGACGGUGCUUCGAAUCCUAAUUUAAAGGAAGAAAUUGAAAGGAUACCUGGGAACGGUGCUUCGGGCUCAGAUCCUGAGGAGGAAUACAUUGAGGCAAAGAAACUCUUCACUGCGGCGGAGAGAUCGGAAAGAACGAUUACGGGCAAAUCUGAUAUUGAGGAGGACGUUAAAAUUCAAGCACCAUCCUCCGGUAGAAUGCAACGAAAAAUUCUAAGUCUUGGCUCUUCGUUGGGUUUGAACAAAGAGGGUUACGAAUCUGACGCCGAUUCAGCAGCACGAGCAGCUAAAUUGUCACCGGCUACUUUAUCCAGACAUCGAGCUGAAAGUUCAGGAUACGACAGUGUUGUAAGGGACAGUGAGACCAGCAGUAUCGCUAGUGAUUCUUCUAGGCAAACCAGUGCUCUUCAAGAACAUCAAGCGGUGGAACGGCGGGUGGCAGGGCGCGUGCUCCGGGCACGGCUUCACUCUCAGCAGGUGGCACGGCAUCCGGUCGAGCCACCACUGCUGCCACCGGGGAUACUCGUUUACACAGGCGAGGACGUGGACAUCCUGGACAAGCGCGCGCGAUUGCGUUCGGAGCCACGUGGCACGAUGUCCAAGAUACACAAACUGCGACUGCGCCAGCGCCUUCUUAGGCACGAACUCAGAGACGCCAAGAAGCGGUUGAUGGUUCCCGACUGUCGUUGGAGUUACGAAUUGCACGUGGAGGACAGUAUGGACUGGCGUGACCCGUCCUUUCUCGAGGCUCUCGAAGCUGAAACUUGCAUACUCCAGAAACGAGUAGAAGCUUGCAAGAGUCAUGUCCUCUUGGUCACCUGUUUCGAUUUCUGUCCUCAACGCUCCUCAAUGAGUAACGUCGCUUCACCGCAAGAAAUAAAUAUCACCUAACGUAGAUUCGGAUCAGCGCGUACGACCGCGUGCUGAUCGAUACCGAUACCGGUUAACCAUCUUAACAUGCGUUUUCUAAUCUACCUACGAUCGAAUUUGUUUUCUAUGAUUCGCUAGGUUGGAGAUAGAGUUAAUAAAAGAUAGAGAAGAGAAGAGACGAGCGAGGUCGUCGAAUAAAAUGCGUCACCGACACCGACGCCGAUGUCGCUCGACUCCGUCCAAAAUAACUAUUAUGAUUAGUCAAAAAAUCGUCGUAUCCUCGUCUUACCAUCGCAUGUCAUUGUUAUCCGUUGUCCAGUUUAAGCGCUACAGGAAAAAAAAAGAAAUGAAAAAAAAGAAAAAAGAAAGAGGUAGAGAGAGAGAGAGAGAGAGAGAGAGAGAGAGAAAGAGAAAAAGAGAACUGCCUCCUCGAUAUUUUAACCUUUCAAUUACGAAAUCACGAAGAAAGAAAAUCGCUUUUUCGCGAAUCGAUCUCAUAUUUCUCAAUCGUCUAUAAUUAAUCUUUGAAACAUUGAAUUUACCUUUGAAUAUUAAAGAGCGCGUUUACCAACAUACGAUGACCUUGCUUGCUUUUUGUAGAUGAAAGGUUAAAGGGAUGGCACUGUACACACAUGUACACACCGGUAAAUAUACCUACGUACGCGCACACGCACGUGUCUUCUUAUUGGAGUUGUUAGAGACUAUAUCGAAUAUAUAUAUAAAUAUAUAUAUAUAUAUUAUAUAUAAAUAUAUAAAUAGUAUAUAUCUAUGUAUUCGCGUUACGAUUUCUCGACGUUCGAAUUUCCUCGGUUCCUUUUUAAAUGGUGUACGUCGAGUUUCAAAUGACUCCCCACAAUCGAGAUAGAUAAAAAAAUGUUAUUAUUAUUAUUAUUAUUAUUAUUAUUAUUAUUAUUAUUAUUAUUAUUAUUAUUAUUAUUACUAUUAUUAUUAUUAUUAUUAUUAUUAUUAUUAUUAUUAUUAUUAUUAUUAUUAUUAAUAUUAUCAAUAUUAUUAUAAUUAUUAUCGUAAUCAUUAUUACUAUUAUUAUUAAUAUUAUUAUUAUGGAUUAUUGUUACGAGAUGUAGAGAGCGCUCGACAAGCGAUUAUAUAUAAAUGUUUAUAUUUAAUUUAUUCAUUUUUAACGUACAAAAGAUAGGUGCUGCGUUUAUUAUCGUUCUUAAUGCGUGUAUCGUUCGUUGCACUUCGCGUUUCAAGUAAAUAAAAAUUUAAAGAAAAAAAUAAAAAAAUAAUAAUAAUAAAAUAAAAAAAAAAAGAAAAUAGACUCGCACUGCCGUUGAUCGACCGAUAUAAUAAUGAUAAUCAUUGCCGAAAGCCUUUCGACGAACAUAAAAUAGUGUUUGGUAAAUUUUAUUACGAACGAACGGACGCGCUAUUGCGAUCCAUUUUCCUCGUAUCGUUCGUUCUAGUCGCGUUUAAAGGCAAUAAUAUAAUCGAUGAGAUCCGUACUGUCAUACUAUCAAUGAUAGAAAAGAAAGAAAAGAAGGAAAAAAAAAGUAGAAUGAAAGAAAAGAAAAAGAAAGAAAACAAUAUAUGACUUCCAAUAAUACAAAGACUGCCGGCGAAUAGGCCGAACUUUUUAGCGUUUCAAAACGAUGAAGACAAAGAGAGACGAUCGAUUUACUAUCGAUUUACUAUAAAAUACAUUCUUCAAUGAGAUUAUUUAAUGGGAAACUUAUGCGAUUAGAAAACGUGCCAUGAAAAAUGUGAAGUGGUCUUUUCUAAUCGAGAACUCGAUUGUUUCUUCCUAAUGGUAAAAAUGAAAUAAACGAAAAAAGAGAAAUAAAAGAAAAAAAAAAAUAAAAUACAUAAAUACAUAAAUAAGCAAUGAAGCAAUGUAUAAAUAUCGAAGUUCGAUCGCCAUCAUCAUUGAAAUUCCGAUUCAUGCUAAUGUAGACGAGUCGUAGAUAUAAAAUAGAAAACUUCCAACGAGCCACAUGCUACUGCCAAAAGAGAGAAAGAAAAUUAAAAAAAAAAAAAAAAAAAAAAAAAAAAAGAAAAGAAAAAGAAGAAAAAACGGAAAGAACGAAAAGAAAACGAGAGCACGAUAAAAUCAUUUUUUGUACGAUUUAAGAAUUAAUGUGAAAAAGAUUAAAGUAAGAAAAAUGAAGAAAAGAAAAAAAGAAAAAAGAAAAAAUUAAAAAACUGCGACCGCAAGCGAACUAAUUAAGAUAUACACGCACGUUAAUUCAACAUAUUAUCGUAGCUUUAAUUGUUAUCGACAGUUAUCGCACUUCGUAGGGUUCUGUAACUUCACGUAGAAAGACGCUGAUCGUGGUGAAUUAAGAAAGAAAAAGAGAGAAAAAGAGAGAGAGGAUGGAGAAAAAUAAUUACGAAAUUGCGUUUGUAAAAAUGAAACUCGUAAGACACAUGUAAGAAAGAAAACGUGACGUUUUCGAUAAACAAAAAUAAAAGAAUAACAGAAUAAAAGAAUAAAAAAUAAAUAAUAAAAAUAAAUAAUAAAAAAAGAUAAGAAGAAGAAAGUCAAAAGAAAAACAAUUAGAUUAGUUAAGAGUUCUCGAAAAUAUCGACGUUGUGAAUAUGUAAGAGAAAAGACAACGUUCGGGGUUAAGAAGUAGACGGUUUCGAAGAGAAGGGAGAGAAUGAAAAUAGGCGGGAUAAAAAUAAAUCGGUAUACCAGUAGGCAGUUAAAAUGCAAAAAUAGAGAUUCCAGUAUUCGAAUGCGUGUCGCGGCGAACCGAGAUCCGAUAACUAUCAAAAACAUCCCCUCUUUUUUCGUCAUAAUUUUCGUUUCGCAUAUAUCUACCUCUCUUCAAUUUUCCUUCGUGCAUUAUGUAUGUAUAUACAAAAAUAAUGUAUCUAUGUAUGUAUGUACGUAUGUAUGUAUGUAUGUAUGUAUGUAUGAUCGAAUAAGCAGGUAUGCUCGAUUAAAAAAAAAAAAAAAAGAAGAAGGGGAAAAAAAACGAAAAAAAAGUCAACUAAUCGUAAGAACAAAUUCUUCGAUUGGGUGCUUCUUCGAGCUUUUAGCCUGAAAUUCGAAUUUUUGUUCCACCCAUUUUUUUUUUUUUUUAUUAUACAUAUACACACACAAACACACACAUAUAUGUAUUUUAUAUUUUCAGAAGAAAAAUGUAAUAAUCACGUAUGUAAGAUAAAGAAAUUUCGAUUUGACCCACGUAAAUAUCUAUAAGUACGCAAGUAAAUGUGUAAAGAGUAUUAGAAACUGGUGGGGAUGUAAUGAAAAAGAGAAUGGUGGGGUUUGAUGAAGAAAAGAAUGGUGGGGGAUCGCUGGUUAAAGUCAUGGAUCUAUCGUUGAGACGUGCGCAGUUUUAUUUCGACCUUGGUCCUUGUUACAUUUACUCACAUGACCCACGUCCUCAAUAUAAACAAAUCCUUGUUAACAAAUAUCAAGAUAGUACAAUAACGAUAAGCAAUGAUCUCUUUGUUAUUUUUUUUAAUAACAGAUUUCUAUUAGUAAAAGGCCGAUACACGUAUUGCAUGCAAUGAAAUCAGCUAACUCUCUUCAUAAGAAGAAAUCAACUCUUUCAUUGUUAAAAGUUUUUAGAUUUAUCUUUAUUCGAAUGAAUAAACGAACGAAGGAACAAACAAACAAACAAACGAAUAAACGAACGAACGAACGAACGAACGAACGAAGGAACGAACGAACGAAGGUGAUAUAUAGAUCUCCCGAUCGAUAUUUUUCUACGUUUUUUACAUUAUGAUUUUCACGAACGAUCUCGAUCUCCAGGCGAGGGCUUCCAGAAAAUUGAAAAAGAAAAAAAACAAAAAGAAAAUAUUUCUUCCAUCUUGUCGAAGGACAGCCUAAAAUUUUUGAAACUUAUUAUUUCUGUUCUCCCGUUAUCGCCGUACGCGCGUAUCUCGAUCGGAAAGCCACUGCCAAGAGAGCGUGUGUCGAGUCCAUGUACCGUGAAAAAGAAAAAGAAAGAAAAAAGAACGAAAUACUAGUAUAUAACAAACAAUGAAACGUUCUAAGGAAUAUGAUAACGAUAUCGAUUAUUUGAUUGAAACGAUAGAAACGAUCUAUAACGUCCCACUGAUCAAAACCACGCGUCUCUGUAUAUAUAUUAUACUACUUGUAUCAUAUUUAUAUUUUAUAUGUACAAAUUAGCCAUGUAAUUUCUUGUAAUAAAGACGAAUUUGCAACGUA